Messenger RNA from Cladocopium goreaui, 653 nucleotides. The record is from the annotation of a GenBank genome assembly. NCBI's taxonomy places the organism in Eukaryota, Dinophyceae, Suessiales, Symbiodiniaceae.
AGAACGGCUGCGUUUAUUAUCCACCGGUCGAAAAACGUGUGAGCAUGGCUCGAUCCUCCAACGGCAGCUUGUUAAGCAUUGUUGCAGUGGUCUGGGGCUUCGCUGCAGCUUUCGGUUUCGUCGGUCAUGCAGGACCGCUGCGUCGCUGGGAUGCGAGGACUUCCAGACCCGCCAGCGGUGAAGGGUCUCUGGAUGCUGCAAGGGCUGGAGGUAAACAAGAGCUGGUUUUCCUGGAUGAGAAGGAUUACAUCCGGCUCUUCCGUAGUGAGCUCGAAGAACAUGCCAAGAGAGCCCUGUUCCGCCGGAAAAAGCGCUUCUUGCCCUUUGAUGACUCUGUGAAGUGGGUCCGCGCAAUGGGCCUUUGGGACAGUAAGAAGGAGUGGGAAGAGUGGAUUGCAAUGGGUGAGAAGCGAAAUCCGUACAUUCCAACUCGCCCAGAUGAGUACUACGGAAAGUUGGGCCAGUGGAAAGGCUGGUCCCAUUUUCUGGGAGUGCCACCUGGUUCUUCCAAUGAGGCUAGAGGCGCAACAGCCGCUGCCGAUGAGAACGAGAAGAUGUGAGCCGACCUCAAAGCCAUGUGAACAAAUGGGGGCUCUCUGGCAAGCAGAUAUGGCUGGCCAGGAAAUCACCCGCUAUGACCCCUCUGGGCCAAG